Molecule: messenger RNA, 3804 nt
Organism: Castor canadensis (American beaver)
Lineage: Eukaryota; Metazoa; Chordata; Mammalia; Rodentia; Castoridae
Gene: Abcd1
Product: ATP binding cassette subfamily D member 1
Biological process (GO): peroxisome organization; long-chain fatty acid import into peroxisome; fatty acid beta-oxidation
Cellular component (GO): peroxisomal membrane; peroxisome
Molecular function (GO): ATP hydrolysis activity; ATP binding; long-chain fatty acid transmembrane transporter activity
Source: RefSeq, a predicted model, not a curated record
GGCGGAAUCACUGUCGCCUCAGCCUGCUGCCGAGCUGACCGACGUGCUCGGUGGCCUCGGGAAGGGGCGUCACUAGGGGAGAAGGAGGAGGUAGAAGGAAAGAGACGCCCUCUCUGCCCGAGACCUCUGGAGGCUCUGACCUCAGGGGCUGAGGAACUGACAGGAGAAGGAAGCCAGGUUCCUCCCACCUGGGCUUACUGAAGAGGCCACGACCCUGGAGGACCCUGAGCCCCGCACCAGGGUCCCCAGCAGCAUCCAGGGGACCUAAAGGACAGUCCAGGGACCAGUGUGAGGUUUCCAGUUGCCUAGACAACGAGCCCGCGUCCGAGCAACAACCCUUCCAGCACCUGCCUCAACUGCUGCCUGAGGCACCAGUCCCGGCCCAAGCCUGCCAGCCAGUCCAGGUGACAUGCCGGUGCUCUCCACACCACGGCCCUCACGGGUGACCACGCUGAAGCGCACAGCCGUGGUCCUGGCCCUCACAGCCUAUGGAGUCCACAAAAUCUACCCUCUACUGCGGCAGUGCCUGACUCCGGCCAGGGUCCCUCCGAUGCCAGCUGGGGAGCCCACACAGGAGGCCUGCGGGGUCACAGCAGCCAAGGCCGGCGUGAACCGGGUGUUCCUGCAGCGGCUCCUCGUGCUCCUUCGGCUGCUGUUCCCCCGAGUCCUGUGCCGGGAGACAGGGCUGCUGGCACUGCACUCGGCCACCCUGGUGAGCCGGACUUUCCUGUCCGUGUACGUGGCCCGCCUGGACGGCCGGCUGGCCCGCUGCAUCGUGCGCAAGGACCCGCGGGCCUUCAGCUGGCAGCUGCUGCAGUGGCUCCUCAUCGCCCUUCCCGCCACCUUUGUCAACAGCGCCAUCCGCUACCUGGAGGGCCAGCUGGCCUUGGCUUUCCGCAGCCGCCUGGUGGCCCAUGCCUACAGCCUCUACUUUGCCCAACAGACCUACUACCGUGUGAGCAACAUGGAUGGGCGGCUGCGCAACCCAGACCAGUCCCUGACGGAAGAUGUGGUGGCCUUCGCUGCGUCUGUGGCCCACCUCUACUCCAACCUGACCAAGCCACUCCUGGACGUGGCGGUGACCUCAUACACCCUGAUUGGAGCGGCCCGCUCCCGUGGGGCUGGCACAGCCUGGCCCUCGGCCAUCGCUGGCCUCGUGGUGUUCCUCACAGCCAACGUGCUGCGAGCCUUCUCGCCCAAGUUUGGGGAGCUGGUGGCAGAGGAGGCGCGACGGAAGGGAGAGCUGCGCUACAUGCACUCUCGCGUGGUGGCCAACUCGGAGGAAAUUGCCUUCUAUGGGGGCCAUGAGGUGGAGCUGGCACUGCUAAAACACUCCUACCAAGACCUGGCUUCGCAGAUCAACCUCAUCCUGCUGGAACGCCUGUGGUAUGUCAUGCUGGAGCAGUUCCUCAUGAAGUAUGUGUGGAGUGCCUCAGGCCUACUCAUGGUGGCAGUCCCCAUCAUCACUGCUACUGGCUAUCCAGAGUCAGACUCAGAAGCCAUAAGGAAGGCAGCCCUGGAGGAGGAUGAGCUGGUGAGUGAGCGUACAGAGGCCUUCACCAUUGCCCGCAACCUCCUCACAGCUGCUGCGGAUGCCACUGAGCGGAUCAUGUCAUCCUAUAAGGAGGUGACAGAGCUGGCUGGCUACACAGCCCGGGUUCAUGAGAUGUUCCAGGUAUUUGAAGAUGUCCAGCACUGUCGUUUCAAGAGGCCCGGGGAGCCAGAGGAUUCUCAGGCUGGGUCUGGGACCAUGGUACGGUCUGGUGUCCACGUGGAGGGACCCCUGAGGAUACAAGGCCAGGUGGUGGAUGUGGAGCAGGGGAUUAUCUGUGAGAACAUCCCCAUCAUCACGCCCACAGGAGAAGUGGUGGUGGCCAGCCUGAACAUCAGGGUGGAAGAAGGCAUGCACCUGCUCAUCACGGGCCCCAAUGGCUGUGGCAAGAGCUCUCUAUUCCGGAUCCUUGGUGGACUCUGGCCCACGUAUGGUGGCGUGCUUUACAAACCACCACCACAACGAAUGUUCUACAUCCCUCAGAGGCCCUACAUGUCCGUGGGCUCCUUGCGUGACCAGGUGAUCUACCCAGACUCGGUGGAGGACAUGCGGAGGAAGGGCUACUCAGAGCAGCAGCUGGAAGCCAUCCUCAACAUCGUACACCUCCACCACAUCCUGCAGCGGGAAGGAGGUUGGGAAGCCAUAUGUGACUGGAAGGACGUCUUAUCCGGGGGCGAGAAGCAGAGAAUUGGCAUGGCCCGAAUGUUCUACCAUAGGCCCAAGUAUGCCCUCUUGGAUGAGUGUACCAGUGCCGUGAGCAUAGAUGUGGAAGGCAAGAUCUUCCAGGCAGCCAAGGACGCCGGCAUUGCACUGCUGUCCAUCACCCACCGGCCAUCCCUGUGGAAGUACCACACACACUUGCUGCAGUUUGAUGGGGAAGGUGGCUGGAAGUUUGAGAAGCUGGAUUCGGCUACCCGCCUGAGCUUGACUGAGGAGAAACAGCGGCUAGAACAGCAGCUAGCCGGCAUUCCCAAGAUGCAGCGGCGUCUCCAAGAGCUCCGCCAGAUCCUAGGAGAGGCUAUGGCCCCAGAACAGGCCCCAGCUGCCAGCCUCCCGGGCUCAGACAUCCCCGCCUGACGGAGGCCCAGCCUUUACCCCCACCCUCCCUAGGCUCUCAGAUCACAUGAAGGAAGCAGCAGCACCUACCCUGCUCUUGCCACCCCUGCAUGCCUUUCCCUUCUCCCAGGUGUCCUAGCUGUGAGCCUGCCCUUCCUAGAAGACCCCAGGGAAUCCAUGUCCCUUCCCUUGCUUCCCGCCUUACCCUGGGGUCCACUCCUCAAUACCUGUGCCCUGGUCCAGGCAGCAAGUCCUUUACUUUUCUUUGGGGAGGGAGUGUGGGGCUGUGGGCCCCCAGUCCUGACCCCACACCAAAUGUUGAGCCAUAGGAAGUGAGCAGGGACCCCUCCUUUUCUGGUCCUGCUUACUGUAGCAUGCCUGGCAAUUGUGGAUCACUUCUUUCCUAAAACUCAAGUCCCCAUUAUUUCUUCUAUGGUCCAUCUCUCUGCAGCCACCCCCUAGGAUGGCCAACCAAGGCUCCUGGUGCACAGGAUGAUCUUCCUGCUAUAGAAGCAGCCAAAUGGGGCCUUGACUCAGACAGGGCCCAGGGCAUGCAUCCUCUCUUACUCUGGUAAUCCUGAAGAGUCCUAGAAAGAAAGAUUGUGCAGCAUUUCCCCCUGAGCCCUGAGAAGAAAUGUAGCCCCUCACCCUGUCUCCCACUACAGCAUAAUUUAUUGGAUUCCAUUGUAGUCUCGAUUGCCAACAUGAGCACCCUGCCAGCACAGGAGGUGGCCGGGCGUGUCCCUUCAGCCUGCUCAGGCUCUGGAGCCAAACCCAAUACCCCCCUGUGCCAGCCUACACUGCCAGCCGCCACUGGGGGGUGCCCUCUGCCUGCCAGGCUGGAGUAAGGACACCAUGUUCCCAACUCAGUGCCAAAGAGGGGUCACAGGGGGCUCUGUCUCUGCCAAGCCAGCCCUCACCCAGAGGAAGACCCCACCGCCACUGUGCCUUUCCUGGGCCCUUAGCCCUCUGGCUGGGGCGCCCCCCCCCCCCCCUCAGUCUCCUUAGUAAAAACCUCCUGUGGAAAAUGUACUCGUGCCUUUCUGCCUUGGUGUUAGGAGAGAGAUGAGGGAAGAGGGCAGGAAGUUGGCUGUGGGGGACAAAGGUGAUUGAGGAAAAGGAGUAGACCUAACCACCUAAGCCCUUCAGGAUCAGAAAUUGCCCCCGCUGCUAAGCCCAUCCUACCUGAAGACUCA